AUGAAAGAAUCAUAUUGCAUUGUAGAUAAAAGAGUAACUCCUUGCACAGAGCCAAGUGGUUACCAAACUGAUAAAAGAGGUAGAACUCAAUUCUAUUGCAGAUGUGCAGUUUGUGGAAAUAAAAAAGUUAGAUAUGUGAAAACUGGAACAGCUUCUCAAAGUGGAAGUGGAAAAAAGAGAAAAAGAAAGUCAAAAAACUAAUCAGCCCGUCAGUGAUGGCGGGCAAAGGUGUUUCUGAUGCUUUUGGACCAAUCAAAACAGGAAUAAAUGUAGGACAAAAAAUUUCAGAAACCUUGUUUCCUCAAACAAAGCAAACAUUCAAAGAUUAUUGGUCUGGUGAUAUUGCUAGAGGUGUUGUUAAUUCAGAAGAUGGCAUAUUUACUUCCAAUUUCUGGACGGGUAAAACAACUGUCUUUCGUUACGGUGGUAAAAAAUUUUAUCUCAAAAAAGGUAAUCCCAUAAUGGUUGUCAAGAAAAAUGGCAAACAAAUUGGAUAUGCUCAUGUAAAAGAUUUUUUUAAUGAUGGUCUAGGAACCAACAAAAUAUACAAAUCUUUAGCGGAAGUUAAAAAUAAAUAUGGUUCAGGUCUUUUUGAUACUGUUGUUGGUACAGCAGUUGACGGAUUUGUUCAUUAUGGUUUACCUUGGAUGGGUAAAAAAGCAGUUGAAAUGGGGCGAUAUGGAGCAAGUGAGUUAAUGAGAAAUAAAAAUCUUCAGAAAAAAGCUGUAAAUUAUGGGAUUAGUAAACUCACUCCAUUUAUUCAAGAUUCCGUUGGAACAGCUAUGAACCAGCUGUCAACCAAAGUUAGACCAAAUAAAAAGUAUAAAACUGAUAGACCAGAGUUGGACCGAAGGAGUGGAAGAGGAAUAGAUAUUCACAAUGCUAUUCUCAAAGUAGCACCUAGUAAAGGUUUUGUUUUACCAGGUCAUAAUUAUACUGGCCCUGGUAAUCCUCUUCAUAAACAACUACGACACGAUGAUGAAGGUAAUAUAUUAGAAAUCUACCAACAACCAACAGGACCAACUGAUGCGGUUAGUAUGCAACAUGAUGUGGAUUACACAGUUUGUGGAAAUAAACCAAAAAGUGAACAAGUAAAAUGUAAAAAUGAAGCUGAUAAAAAAAUGGUAAAAUCCCUGGAUGCAAUUCCUUUGAAAAAAAGACAAUGGGGGCAUGCUAUGGCUAGAACUAUGAUAAAUACAAAACAA
This is a messenger RNA of Porites evermanni, 1205 nucleotides long. The record is from the annotation of a GenBank genome assembly. NCBI's taxonomy places the organism in Eukaryota, Metazoa, Cnidaria, Anthozoa, Scleractinia, Poritidae.